UGUAGGAACAACACUGACACUUUAAAACAGGUCACUGUCCCUUUAAGACGCGCUGCAGAAGGAAACAGGAAGUUGUGUGUCAUGAACAUUUAACACAAAGAAACAAAAACGAAAGAAAUUGUGUGACAUGGCGGGGAUUAAAGCUCUGGUCAGUUUGUCCUUCAGUGGUGCCCUUGGAUUGACCUUUUUGCUUUUGGGCUGUGCAUUAGAGCAGUAUGGAGUCUACUGGCCUCUGUUCGUACUGAUGUUCUACGUGAUCUCGCCGUUGCCGUACUUCAUUGCCACCAGGUGCGGCGAUGACACUGAUUCCUCGAGCAAUACGUGCAGGGAGCUCUCACAUUUCCUGACCACAGGGAUCGUGAUCUCGGCGUACGGGCUACCUGUCGUGCUGGCUCGUACAGAAGUGAUCAAAUGGGGAGCCUGUGGCCUGGUGAUGGCAGGAAACAGUGUCAUCUUCAUCACCAUCCUUGGUUUCUUCCUGGUGUUUGGUGGCAGCGAUGACUUUAGUUGGGAGCAAUGGUAAAGUCGUGAUCGGCGACGGGUUGCCAGAUUGACAGGGCUUCCUAACGUCUGCUUUUGUAGAGGGGAGGGAGUGGGUGCAAUACGGGAACAUUAAGGCUGAGCUUCAUUAGUAUCGUUAAUGGAAGUGUUGUUGAGUUGAAGAAAGAAGGAGCUUCGGUGUCUCACUUGUGUUUCACUGAGUCACGACUCUCGAUUUAUGUCGACACACUUGACAUAAAUUCCUGGGAGGGAUAAUGGAUGUGAAAAAAUAAUGCACUCACUUCACGCUAGAUUCAUAAUCAACACUAUUUUCAAAUAAUUGCUUAAAUAUUCGUAUUCUUGUUAUUUUCUAACUAUAUACAUGUUUGCUGACUUCAAAUGGUUCAAGACACCUAGAACUUUCCAGAUAAACCCCCCAAAAAGCUACAGAAAUGUGGGUACAUUAAUUUAAAAAAAAAAAGAAAACACACGUGAUGACGUAAAGCAUAAAGGAUCUCUGUGUGAAGACAAAGCUUCUGUCAUAUCAGUAUGUCCCUCACUGCCCUUUAGCUAUAAAGAACUCUUUUAUAGCUUAUAAUUCAGACAUUUGGCUUAACAAAGCUUCUCAUUUAGGCUUAUUAUUAAUAAUCUAUUCACAAGUUCUCACCACGACACGCAGCUCGGGCUUGUGGUUAACGGCCCUCCUUCUCAAUGUAAAGAUAAAUGACUCGUCUCUGUCUAGCUUCAGGCUGCUGUUCCAGUUUCACGUUUGUUUAACUCUCAUCUAUUCGUAUUUCCUAUGACAAUGAAUCAUAUUCAAGUGACUCUGAUUCAGUGUACACUGAACAGUCAAUACAUCUCUUUAAUACCAGGAUUGCAUUUAAAUGUCUGUCACAUAAACAAUUAUUUACUGUUUAAAAUGACUCUCUGAUGAUUUAAUAACAGACUCAUUUGCAUUUACGCUGCAUUUGUAUGUACGCCGUCUUGCUUGUGAUUCAUGUACAUGUUUCAGAAUCAUUUGCAUUUGAUUCAGAAUCAUUUGCAUUCGAUUCACUCGAAUGUAUUCACCUCACACAAGUGAAAGGUGGUAAAUUAUAACCCGUCCAUAUCGCUGACAUCAACCAAACUAAUUCUACAUCUUUAAUUGUUUAACCUAAGCCUUAAAGCCUUUAUCGUUCUGCAUUUACAUAAAAACUAAUAAAGCUCAAGCCUUCCUCCCUCAUCAUCAUAGUGUAUUUAAUGAAAACCGAGAAGGAGUAUUGAAGGGAAAAGCCAUAGCAAUUGAUAUGUUUAAAUUAAAAUAGCCUGGGUGUUGGGUCUCAUAUACAUAUAUAUAUAUAUGUGUAUGUGUAAUUGUUUUUUUCUUAACCACAGUUCAAUGUCCUUUGUGUGUGUGUGUGUGUUUGUGAUAGUAAGCAAUAAAGCACUUGUAUAUUGA
Messenger RNA from Tachysurus vachellii, 1918 nucleotides. RefSeq names its product leptin receptor gene-related protein-like. Gene Ontology annotation, cellular component: endosome. NCBI's taxonomy places the organism in Eukaryota, Metazoa, Chordata, Actinopteri, Siluriformes, Bagridae. The coding region runs from base 128 to 523 and encodes 131 amino acids. The transcript has 4 exons. Gene Ontology annotation, biological process: negative regulation of growth hormone receptor signaling pathway; late endosome to vacuole transport via multivesicular body sorting pathway. The record is from RefSeq and is a predicted model, not a curated record.